AUUUAAUUUAGGUGCCAGUACAAAGAAAAUGUUACAGAGAAGAAAUGGCAACCCAAAAGCACUGCCUUGGUGACUACUGACUAGAGAACACUAGUUGGGUUUAAUAUAACCAGUAGUACUUUGAUGGCUUGGAACAACGGAAUCAAUCUUCUUCUCUUGCUUCUGCUGCUUGCCCUCUGCACUCUCCCUUCUUUACAGUUGCAGAGUCAAGAGAGGAAAGGUGAUUUUGAGAAAUGGUUAUCAUGGAAUGUGAGGGACCAUCAGAAGAAGACCACUCUUGGAGCAGAGGCCACCAGUAGUACUGGUCGACGAGGAGCACGGCCCGCCGCUGACCUCAAGGGUUUGGAUACGAAGCUGAAGAAGGCCGAGUUGAAUAAAGUGAGAGUGAGAGUUAGUCAAGAUGGGACUGGUGAUUACUCUAGCAUCCAGGAAGCUCUUGAUGACAUCCCAUUAAAGAACACCAGAAGAGUCAUCUUGGAAAUAAACCCAGGUGUUUAUAGGGAGAAGAUUUUGAUCCCCAGGUCACAACCUUUUAUUACAUUUCUGGGGGAUUCAGCCAAUCCACCGACCAUAACCGGGAAUGACACGGCUUCAGGAACUGGAAGAGAUGGCAAACCCUUGAAGACCUUUCAGAGUGCGACAGUGGGCGUCAAUGCCGAUUAUUUUGUAGCUAUCAAUAUAAUAUUUGAGAAUACGGCUCCACAUGAUAUUGGAUCAACCGGAGAACAAGCCGUAGCCCUUCGCAUCUCCGGCAAUAAAGCUGCAUUCCAUAAUUGCAGUUUCUAUGGAAGUCAGGACACUCUGUAUGAUCACAAAGGCCUUCACUACUUCAACAACUGCUUCAUACAAGGCUCUGUAGACUUCAUCUUCGGAUAUGGGAGAUCCUUAUACGAGAAUUGCUAUUUGAACUCAAUAUCAAAGAAGGUGGCAUCUCUGACCGCCCAAAAGAGAACAAACAUCUCCUUGUCUAGUGGCUUUUCAUUCAAAGAUAGCGUUGUCACAGGGAGUGGCCUAGUGUAUCUGGGAAGAGCAUGGGGCGAUCGUUCCAGGGUUAUCUUCUCUUAUACAUACAUGGACAAAGUUGUUUUGCCUCAAGGAUGGAGCGACUGGGGCGAUCAGAAGCGAGAGUCAAGUGUGUAUUACGGAGAGUAUAAGUGCAGCGGACCGGGUGCCAACUUGACUGGAAGAGUGCGUUGGGCCAGAACACUAACAGAUAAGGAGGCAAAGCCUUUUAUAGGGGCGUAUUAUGUGAAUGGAAAGACUUGGCUCCUUAGCCCCCAAGAAUUUUUGGGCUUUAAUUAAUUUCUGCUUUCAAUCUAUAAAAUUGCCAGAAAAAGACAAACUUCUUUCGCUUAAUCUUCAUUUGAUUCAUGUAUGGAAUGUAACUCUUGUCCUAAUUUAAUAAAUUGCAAAGAAUUUCCUGCAUUG
Nelumbo nucifera (sacred lotus) is the source of this 1428-nucleotide messenger RNA. Its product is annotated as putative pectinesterase 53. Gene Ontology annotation, molecular function: pectinesterase activity. Lineage: Eukaryota; Viridiplantae; Streptophyta; Magnoliopsida; Proteales; Nelumbonaceae. The record is from RefSeq and is a predicted model, not a curated record. Gene Ontology annotation, biological process: pectin catabolic process; cell wall modification.